AUGGUUGAAGAAGAAUGGUAUGAAAGUACUAGAAUGGUUCCGAAACAUACGGAAAAACGAAACGUAGAAAAAGUUUACUCGCAUACUCACCCUUUUAUAAGAUAUUUUAUCAGACAAAGUAUUAAAGGAGGAAGAGUUUCGGCAAAUCGAAAAUCAUUUGAAACGAAUAAAAUGAAUGAGAUCUGCGCCAUAUUAAAAAAAUACAAUGAAAGUAACACUGAAGGAAUAAUAGAUUUAUUCAAAGAAUACAGUGUUAACCCAAAAGAUAAAACAGAAGUUCUGGACUAUUCUAAACUGAUGGCAUUUGACGCUAAUGGGUUGUACGCUUCAGCCAUGACAGAAGGUGAAUAUCCUAAAGCGGAAAGUGCAAGAGCGUUUCUACCAGAAGAAGAAAAAGAAUUUGUAAAACUCUUCAAUAAACAAAAAUUCAGACCUAGAACUGCUAUUUUAAAAGUUUGGUUUGAAUAUCCCAAAAAAAUGUUCUUUCAACCCAUACAAGCUAAAGAUAAAAUAACUUUUACGAAUAGAAUAGGUCAGAAGGAAACUGGCACUAAAAUCAGGUUCAGAAAUAGUUUCUGUCACGACGUUUUAACAUCAGUUGAUAUUCAAGAAAUAGUGAAAUCCGGUGGUAAAAUUAUUAGAAUAUUAGAUGAUGUUCGCCUCAAUAUAGGAACACUUAUAGGUAAGAGUUUAUUAAAAUCAUAUUGA
Lottia gigantea (owl limpet) is the source of this 708-nucleotide messenger RNA. RefSeq lists its product as hypothetical. The transcript has 2 exons. The coding region runs from base 1 to 708 and encodes 235 amino acids. The record is from RefSeq and is a predicted model, not a curated record. Lineage: Eukaryota; Metazoa; Mollusca; Gastropoda; Lottiidae.